Rhinichthys klamathensis goyatoka is the source of this 2109-nucleotide messenger RNA. RefSeq names its product protein arginine methyltransferase 8b (gene prmt8b). The coding region runs from base 457 to 1689 and encodes 410 amino acids. The record is from RefSeq and is a predicted model, not a curated record. Gene Ontology annotation, cellular component: plasma membrane. Gene Ontology annotation, molecular function: protein-arginine N-methyltransferase activity. Gene Ontology annotation, biological process: peptidyl-arginine methylation. The transcript is spliced from 10 exons. NCBI's taxonomy places the organism in Eukaryota, Metazoa, Chordata, Actinopteri, Cypriniformes, Leuciscidae.
ACCACAACGCGACCAAGCUAGGAUUCGAUGACUUAAUGCGAACUGAAAAACAAUGGAUCAUCGUGUUAAACUGAAAUAAAAGAUGCGUUCUGAUCUAUCAGGCUAUAGGUAACGCGGCGAUGCGCAGCGGCAGGUGAUGUGGAUGCUGACGCGUCGUGGCUCAACUGGUCUCCAAGUGGCGCUUAGCACCUCUGGAAGAACUUUUGCGCGAUGGGCUUUCAGUAGGAGUCGGAACCAUGGAGUUAAGGGACUAUCUAAGAAGUCUUUAUGACAUAUUCCCUAUUAGUUCCAUUUUAGGCAUUUAUUGUUUAUUUAACACAACUGUGCAAAUUAACAAAUGUGUCGUUUUAAAGCGCAAACCGAGAAUUGCUUAUUGCUGCAUGUUUUAAAACUUUUAUAGGACAUUUAGUGCCGAUACUUGCCCUUAUCUAGUUAAUCCGGAUCCCGUUGGCUCGCAUGGGACUGAGGCACUCAUCGCGGUGCCUGCUCCUGCGGAGAAAGAUGGCGGAUGCGGAGAGCUCGGAGCAGCGCCAGCAGCAUCAGCAGCAUAUUUCCAGUGUUCCCUCGUCCCAGGCCAUGCAACCUUCUCCGCUACCAAAGCCAGUGACCUCCGUUCAUCAUGUUCCACACCCCCCGCACACCCCACAUGUCUCUGCACUGUCCGCCUGUCCGGGACGAGGCAAAAUGGCCAAGCUACUCAACCCAGAGGAGAUGACAUCCCGGGAUUACUACUUUGACUCCUAUGCCCACUUUGGAAUUCAUGAGGAAAUGCUAAAGGAUGAGGUGAGGACACUAACUUAUAGGAACUCCAUGUACCACAAUAAACACAUCUUUAAGGAUAAGAUUGUUCUAGAUGUGGGCAGCGGAACCGGAAUCCUCUCCAUGUUUGCUGCCAAGGCAGGAGCCAAGCAUGUGUAUGGGAUUGAAUGCUCCAGUAUAUCAGAGUAUUCCGAAAAAAUCAUCAAAUCAAAUCACCUGGACAAUGUUAUUACGAUCAUUAAAGGGAAGGUGGAGGAGACUGAACUGCCCGUGGAUCAGGUGGACAUCAUCAUUUCAGAGUGGAUGGGCUACUGUCUUUUCUAUGAGUCUAUGCUCAAUACUGUCAUCUACGCCAGGGACAAAUGGCUGAAACCUGGCGGUUUCAUGUUUCCAGACAGAGCGACAUUGUAUGUGGUUGCCAUUGAGGAUCGACAGUACAAAGACUUCAAAAUCCACUGGUGGGAGAACGUCUAUGGUUUUGACAUGACGUGCAUUCGGAACGUUGCUAUGAUGGAGCCCCUGGUGGACAUAGUAGACCCUAAACAAGUCGUGACCAACACCUGCCUUGUUAAGGAGGUGGACAUCUACACGGUGAAGCCGGAGGACCUGGCGUUCACCUCGGCCUUCUGUCUGCAGAUUCAGAGGAACGACUAUGUUCACGCUCUCAUCACGUACUUCAACAUUGAGUUCACCAAGUGUCACAAGAAGACGGGCUUUUCUACAGCCCCUGACGCUCCCAGCACUCACUGGAAGCAAACAGUGUUUUAUCUGGAGGAUUACUUAACGGUGCGGAGAGGAGAAGAAAUCCUGGGAAGCAUCACCGUCAAGCCCAACGAGAAUAACCAGCGUGACUUGGACUUCACCUUCGAGCUGGAUUUUAAAGGGCAGCUCUGUGACGCAGCCAUCUCUCAUGACUACAAGAUGCGGUAAAACUCGUGCGGCAUCUUGAGUCGGGACACCGUUUCCCAGGGAGAUUCGGUGGAGAGAUGGACUGUGUCUCUCCUCUGCCUCUGUCUGGAUAAGAGAGGCUGGCGAACCACAGGACCCUUCUGUGAUGUCAUCAGUGCGAGGCCAGCACUCAAGCAAUAGUCACCGCGCGUCACGUUCUUAAAUGCACGUAAAGAAUAGACUGUGAAAACAUCACUCUGAAUGUAACUGUAAACGAGUCUGAGAAUGUCAAAGUUUGUGUUUAUUCAACCACAUAAGAUAGAAAAGUGUUAAUGAACAGUAUAUGCCAAUGUGAAAUCGUACAAUGCCUCAUAGAACAAAGGCUUCAGUUUGGAUGCAUAAAUGAAGAGUUUAGCUGAUGUUUAAGUGCAUUUUAUUGUGUUAUAUUUAUUGGGUUAGUGU